Prionailurus viverrinus (fishing cat) is the source of this 1044-nucleotide messenger RNA. RefSeq names its product zinc finger protein 724-like. The record is from RefSeq and is a predicted model, not a curated record. The transcript has a single exon. Lineage: Eukaryota; Metazoa; Chordata; Mammalia; Carnivora; Felidae. Bases 1 to 1044 code for a protein of 347 amino acids. Gene Ontology annotation, biological process: regulation of cytokine production; regulation of immune system process; negative regulation of transcription by RNA polymerase II.
AUGAGAACCCACAGUGGAGAAAAACCUUUUAAAUGUAACCAGUGUGGGAAAGCCUACAGUUCAAGCUCUUAUCUUAAUCGGCACAAAAGAAUUCACUCUGGGGAGAAGCCCUAUGGAUGCCGUGACUGUAGAAAAACCUUCAGAGAUAGUUCACUUCUUAGACAACAUGAAGAGAUUCAUUCCAAGGACAAACCCUACAAGUGUGAUCAGUGCAACAAAACAUUCAGUAGAAGGUCUAGGCUUAACACACACAAGAUAUUACAUACUGGAGAGAAGCCCUAUGCCUGCAAUGAUUGUGGGAAAACCUUCAGUAUUCUCCCGUACCUUAAAAGACAUAAGAGAAUCCAUACUGGAGAGAAAUCCGUUGAGUGUAACCUCUGUGGAAAAGCACUAAGUAGUGAGUCAUACCUGAAGACACACCUGAGGAUACAUACUGGAGAGAGACCUUACAAGUGUGGUCAGUGUGGGAAAACUUUUAGAAUGAGCUGUAAUCUCAUAGUGCACAAGAAGAUGCAUGCUGGAGAGAAACCGUGUAUAUGCAAGGACUGUGGGAAAUCCUUCAGGGACCACUCGUGCCUGAAAGAACACAUGAGAAUUCACACUGGAGAGAAACCCUUUGCAUGCCAUCAGUGUGGGAAAACCUUCAGAGUGAAUUAUUUCCUCAUUUUGCACAAGAAAAUUCACAUGAGGACAAAACAAUAUGAGUGUAAGGAAUGUGGGAAAGCCUUCAGUGGUGUCUUAUCUCAUAGGAGGCAUAUGAAAAAGCACACCAGGGAGAAGAAACCCUUCAACUGUAGUGAGUGUGGAAAAGCUUUUAGGAGGAAUGCAUCCCUUACAAUACACAUGAGAACCCACACUGGGGAGAAACCCUACAAGUGUGAUCAGUGUGGGAAAACCUUCAAUGUAAGGGGUAAUCUUACCGUGCACAAGAGAGUGCAUACUGGCGAAAAACCCUAUCAGUGCAAUGUCUGUGGUCGUGCUUUCAGUAAGCUCAUAUCCCUUCGGAGGCAUCAUGAGAGCACUCAUGCUGGACAAAACUCCUAG